Ictalurus furcatus (blue catfish) is the source of this 4526-nucleotide messenger RNA. It is a transcript of the gene znf106b, whose product is annotated as zinc finger protein 106b. Gene Ontology annotation, molecular function: RNA binding; SH3 domain binding. The transcript is spliced from 9 exons. The record is from RefSeq and is a predicted model, not a curated record. Gene Ontology annotation, cellular component: membrane; cytosol. NCBI's taxonomy places the organism in Eukaryota, Metazoa, Chordata, Actinopteri, Siluriformes, Ictaluridae. Bases 1788 to 4283 code for a protein of 831 amino acids.
CACCACAGUGCUGACUGGUCAGGAGAUUACUUUUCCAUAACGACAGCUCUCAUGAUGAUAUGGUGAAGAUUUCUAUAAGGAGAUUAUUUAAAAAAUGUAUUUAUUUAUUGUUUAUUUAAAAAUAUAUUUUUUUGGAAGGACUCUCCAGUGUCAGCACUUUGUAAAGGUCUCCAGGACAGAGGAGAGGCUGAUGAGAGAACGGCUGUUCUAGCAAGAACUUGUUUCGUGGACGUUUCACAAUAUUAAAAUGUAAGUAUAAAUGGAUAAAAAAAGUACGACUUGUUCUAUAACCAUUAAGAAAUUGCUAGUGUUGGGAAAUUGCUGUAGUAUAAGAGGAAUAAAACAUGCUGUUAUAGGAAAAAAUAAUCAAUGAUGAAGUGGUGUGAUGAAGUGGAAUUACUGUAACCACAGCAAAGCUGAUUAUUUUCUAUUAACAGGAUGUAAGUGGGGUUUUUUUUUGUUGUUGUUCCCGUUAUACUACAGAAAUUUGUGAAUGCUAACUAUGCUUUUAUUUAUUUUAAAAAAUUGCCAUACUUUUUUUUUUUUAUCUCUUUAUGGUUACAUUUAAUGUUAUGGAACGUCCAAAAAGUUCGUUCCUGUUAUCACUUGUUAUAUCAUCUUAUCCUCUCUCUUUCUUGAAGAAAAAAUUGCAGCUUGUCAUGUCAUGGAGAAACCACAACACUAGUCUCAUCACUCCCAAAGAUUUUUAGGGUGUGUCUCAAUCAGUUCCCGAAUUCAGUAGUCAGGGCGCCAAUCAGGGGGUCGGACAUUUUAACCACUGCCUUGUUCACGAAAUCCUUCCAGUGCGCUGGAAAAAUCCCAGAAUGCACAGCAAAAACAAGGGAGUUGGGGUGUCCCAACUCGUGUACACUAUAUACUGAUUCAACACCUAGGGAGCUGAUUGAGACGCACCCUUAAAGUUCCACUGACACUGGAGACUCCUUCCAUCAAUAAUUUCCUCAUAAACAUCUCCUUAGAGAAAACUUCACCAUAACAACGAUUACACACGUCCUUGUGAAUGAGCUGUCAUAAGAUUGUCAGCAGAAAAUCAAUCAAUCCUCCCCUUGUGACCAAUCAGAAUCGAGAACAGAACAGCUUCGACUCAAGCUAGAUUCCCGGAUGUGACCACGAUCUCUGAUUCGUCCAUGGACAUAUUCUUUUUCAAACCAUAAAUCAACAACACCAGCAGGUAUCUUUACUCUUCCUGUUUACUCUUUGCUUAUAUUUUCUCAUUUGUAAGUCGCUUUGAAUAAAAACGUCUGCUAAUUGAAUAAACGUAAAUGUAAAUGUUUACCUAUCGUUUUGAGAGGGUUCUGAUGUAAUGUGGCCACUCGGACGCUAGGUGGAGAUAUUAGCAUAACAACCGCAAACCGUUACUAACUCUAUAACAACGAAGAAGAAACAGGAGUCGCGGAUAGGCGAAGAAGAGCCCUUAGAGUUGAUUUGGGAUCAGCGACGAAGCUCGCCUGCAGUGUUUAUAAACAGGGAUUAGUGAGCACUCUCUGACCCCAGAUCAGUUUAAACAAGACCGUUAUGGUUUACAAGAGGGAGUGAGAUUCACGCGCACGUGGAAAGUUUGGCUGGCUCGUUUAUUAUGAAACACAAAAUAAGCAUGUUUUAAAAACAAGUGUAGACAUCAUAAAGAGGUUCCCCCCCCCAUCCCAUUUGCUGCAGUGUGGGAACUGAGACCAGUUUGUAAAGUGGCUAAGAAAAAGUCAACGUCCACUGCUGUGGCAGGAGGAGGUGAGAAAAAUACUCCAUCAUCAUCCUCCUCAGCAGCAGCAGUGAUGAAGAAGAAGAAGAAGAAGAAGAACAAACAAGGAAGACUGAUAAAAUGCAACAUCUGUUUGCACCAGUACACAUCCCAGAACCUGGAUAAACACAUGCACGGCCGCUCACACCACGAGGCGAUCGAGAGGCUUAAAGGCGGGGAGCAGAUGCACAAGUGUUGGGCGUGUGAUGUGUCCGUGCCGGGCUUGGAGCGGUUCAGGAAACACAUUGAAACCGUAGCGCACAAGCACAAGCUGCUUUCCCUGAAGAAGCGCAGACAGAGCGGCUUUACCGUGGAUUACAGUAACGACGAGCUGCAUGCGCUCUGUGCUCAGAGAGAUCGGAACCGCUCCAUGUUAAAACAGCAGAAGAAUAAAGAGAAGCUGAAAAAGCUGAAAGAAAGAAUGGCGGCGAAUUUCCAAGAAGCGUCUAAUUGGAAGUCACGGAUGAAAGAUCAGGACUGGAGGACACUGGGUAAAGGUUUCGGCCCACCGGGAUCACGAUCCAGGUGGAGUGACGAUAAAAGUGUCGCGUAUCCAGUUAAUAAUGAAAAUAAACAGGGAAGGAUAAACGCAGAACCUGGUCUCGGGUCUAUAAGCAACGAAAGAGCCCAGACUAUAGGUUGGAACGAUUUUUGUUUUCAGACAUCAAAGCCCAUCACAUGGCCCCUGAAGAAAGAUGUGGACUUCACAGGUGAUCCGUUAGCUCAGUCCAGGAAGGAGGAAGGUGAAUCACGGCAGAACCAGUGCACAUCCAGAGAGCAGGGUAAAGACGUGCUGGGUCAGAAGAGAUCACGUGAUGCACACACCUCUGAUUCUCCACCCGUGAAGAAGCAACGUUUAAGAGAUGUUCCAUCCAUGAAGCCUAGAUUAACUCCGUCUGUUUGUGGUGAAAAAGUGGAGAGCGUGCGUACGAGUCAGUCCGCAUCCGCUCCUGCACCGCUCUGUGCUCCAGAGCUGGUCCAGAGUCGAAUGGAGCACUUGUGCGUAAUGCUGAAGAACAUCCGGAAGUCUCUGGACGAGGAGCAUCUGCCUGUCGGUUCUUCACAGCACCCCGAUCCCGAGCUCAGACCUGCGACCGGCGACGGAUUAAAGCGAACCGAGCACGGAAGAGAAACGCCACUUCCAGACGGUCCGCAGUUCGUUGACGCGGGCGAGACCAAGACGGAGUCAUCUCCACGCAAACAGGUGAACAGCCUUCCAGCAUCCGGUGCUGACCCGCAGGAGAAACCAGAAGCUACCCAGACCAGGAACGUCCUCCCGACGUUGUUGAGUCGAUCGGUCAGCAAAACGGAAGCCAACAAACCCAACCUGAAAGUGGCCCGGGGAAUCCGCACGUCCCAGAAGCCGAGCCAGGCCGCCGAGUCACGGGUGCUGAAGCCGGCGCUGCAGAAGCUCAUCAGCUCGAAGAGCUCGCAGUGGCGUAUCAACUGGGAGGAGAUUUAUCAGGAAGCGACACACAGGAAACUGCAGAGAGAGAAGGGCAUGCCCAGGUUUGGGAUUGAGCUCGUGUCUCCGUUACCUCCUGACCCACAAGGACUCGUGGCUGAAGAUCUUGCGCACUUGGAGUUAGACGAAGGCUUCCAGUGGGCGUCCGUCGAGUGCGAUGCUGGAACUCUACCUCGCUCGGUCGGCCCGUCGAGCAAAGACGCCUGUAGUUUCCCUCCGGCCGAGGCCUAUCCCGCCGAGAGACACGACCACGGAAAGACCACGGAAACCACAAAUCACACUUCAUGGCCAGUGGAACAGGAAAGAAGAGAUGUCGGAGAGAAUCGCAGCACCUCGGGGAUCAGCAGAUCAGCAGCGUUUGUUACAGAUCGGCUGGAAAUCCGUGAUCUUAAUGACGAUAAUACAUCAGACAACCGAGCUUUAGGAAGACGACAAAACUUAACACCACUAGGCAGUCUGGCUUGUGUAAAGACGGAGAAAUGGGAUAAUUAUUGCACAGAGCAGGGCAAACCUGACCACGACAGAAUCCAGUCCAUCCCUGAUACGCAAAUAAAACAGGAAAAGCAGGAUUUUCCUAACGCAGCAACACACAUCAGAAAUCCUCCGAAAAGUCAGGUGAGCGAACUGUUAGUCAUGUCUCUGAGAGAGGACGAGUUGUGCAGCUCUCUGGAGGACGUGGACGGUCGACUGCUCCGGGCUCAAGCUGCCCUACAGUCUGCCUUCCUGGAAGUUCAGCACCUUCAGAUGAUCAAACAGCAGGUAACUGCAGAGAUGUCCUCCCUCAGAAGUAAACGUAUAGGCAUCCUGCAGAGAAUAAAAAAUUCCGGACUUGACCGAACAUCCGCUGCGGGUUCUCUCGGUUUCUCUCGGAGAGCUGCAGGUCCGUCGAGGCAGCACCAGGACGCGGCGCCGGAUCGCUCGUGUCAUACCGACGGAGACGAUCAGAGACGCACUGAUUUAGCUCCAGUCUCCGAGUCAAGAAAGACACACAGCGAGCCCCCCGAAAGCACCGUCACACACACUCGUCAGCUCGGCGCUCAGGCGCGGCCGAAUACCAGCCUGUGAUCGUCGCUCGGUUGCGCGUGUCGACGCGACUGCAAAUCUCCGCUGCUGUAUUGUAAAAAAUAAAUAAACGUCAGAGUGACUGGAAGGAUGAGCUCGAUCCUGUUAGAAGUCCUCCGUGCGUAUGGGGGACGUUUCUGAAGAGCAUUAUUGGCUGUGUGCUUUAAAAGGGCUUAUUUUUUUUUCCGAUCAUAUUUUUCUAAACAGCGCACUGAAGUGUUCUUUUUGCGCCAAUGUUAUGUGGGG